This is a messenger RNA of Cinclus cinclus, 3965 nucleotides long. RefSeq names its product kinesin family member 1C (gene KIF1C). Gene Ontology annotation, molecular function: microtubule binding; microtubule motor activity; ATP binding. Gene Ontology annotation, biological process: microtubule-based movement. The record is from RefSeq and is a predicted model, not a curated record. Lineage: Eukaryota; Metazoa; Chordata; Aves; Passeriformes; Cinclidae. The transcript has 22 exons. The coding region runs from base 530 to 3733 and encodes 1067 amino acids.
AGAGCAAGAAGCGGGAAAUGAGGUAAAACAGAAGAAAAGUGUGAGGAGAAAGUGGGAGAAAGGGUGAGGGAAGAGUAGAGAAGAUGACCGAAAAAAGUGAGAAGACAAACCUGUGAUAUUUUGAUGAAAAUGAAGGGAAAUACCCGAGGAGAAAAAUGGGAAAAGGCAUGAUGACAAAAGGGCCCUAAUGGGGAGAAAGUGUAAGGAAAAAACAUGUUAGAAAAAGAAGAGGGAAAAAAAGUGAGAGAGAAAGAAAACGGAGAAGCUGAAAGAAAAUUAACUGAAAAUCGUGGCAAAAAAAUGUAGGAAAACCUGAAGGAAAAGAGAAACAAGAAAAUGAGGAGAAAACUAUGCCACGAAAAGAAGAGAAAAGCCUAAGGAAAAAAAAUGGGGGCAACCCUGAAAGAAAAAAAAAGAGAGAGAAAUGUGAGAGGAAAAUUGGGGAAAUCUUGAGGUGAAAAGGCGGGAAAAGCCGCCCCAGCUGAGGGCCUCAUUUCUGCCGCGUUGCCCCUUUAAGAGCAGGCGGGUCAUGCGUCACGCGUCAUGUGUCACGCUCCAGGCCCCACCCCCCGGCCGGCCCAGCCCCGCCGGGCCCGGGCGCGGCCGCAGCCGCGGAGCCACCGCGGACCCCCCUGGCGGGGACAGCGCCAGGCCGGGAACCCCCGGGCCGAGGGGAUGCGGCACCGUGGGGCCGGGUGAGGCUGUCUCGGGCAUGGCGGGCGCCUCGGUGAAGGUGGCGGUCAGAGUCCGGCCCUUUAGCGCACGGGAGAGCAGCCGCCAGGCCAAGUGUGUUAUCCAGAUGCAAGGAAACACCACAUGCAUCACCAACCCCAAGCUCCCCAAAGACGCCACCAAACACUUCACCUUCGACUACUCGUACUGGUCCCACACCUCGGAGGAGGACCCCAACUUCGCCUCGCAGCGCCGGGUGUACCAGGAUAUUGGGGAGGAGAUGCUGGCACACGCAUUCGAGGGCUACAAUGUCUGCAUCCUGGCCUACGGCCAGACCGGCGCCGGCAAGUCCUACACCAUGAUGGGGCGGCAGGAGCCGGGGCAGCGCGGGAUUAUCCCGCAGCUCUGCGAGGAUCUGUUCGCCCGCGUUGCUCGGGAAGGGUCACCUGAACUUUCCUUUUCUGUGGAGGUGAGCUACCUGGAGAUCUACUGUGAGCGGGUGCGGGACCUGCUGAACCCCAAGAGCCGGGGGGGCCUGCGGGUGCGGGAGCACCCCCUGCUCGGACCCUACGUGCAGGACCUGUCACGUCUCGCCGUCGCGUCCUUCGCUGACAUUGCUGACCUCAUGGACAGUGGCAACAAGGCCAGGACAGUGGCAGCCACAAACAUGAACGAAACGAGCAGCCGCUCACACGCUGUGUUCACCAUUGUCUUCAGCCAGCGCCGCCAGGACCCACUCAGUGACCUCACCACGGAGAAGGUGAGCCGCAUCAGCCUGGUGGACUUGGCAGGCAGCGAGCGCGCCGAUGCCUCGGGGGCCAAGGGCAUUCGCCUCAAGGAAGGCGCCAACAUCAACAAGUCCCUGACCACUCUGGGCAAGGUCAUCUCUGCCCUGGCCGACGCGACCAGCAAGAAGAAGAAGCCAGAUUUCAUCCCGUAUCGGGACUCGGUGCUGACAUGGCUGCUGAAGGAGAACCUGGGCGGGAACUCACGCACAGCCAUGAUCGCAGCGCUGAGCCCGGCUGACAGCAACUACGAGGAGACACUGAGCACUUUGCGCUACGCUGACCGCACGAAGCAGAUCCGGUGCCACGCUGUGAUCAACGAGGACCCGAACGCGCGGCUGAUCCGGGAGCUGCGGGAGGAGGUGACGCGGCUGAGGGAGCUGCUCAGUGCCCAGGGUCUCCCUGACACCACCCUCUCUGUCCCCCCUGCCGCGGCAUCCCCGACCCUCAACGGGGGUCUGGGCCUGGAGCUCCCCCUGGGUCCUACUGAGGCCAUGGAGCGACUGCAGGAGACAGAGAAAAUCAUUGCAGAGCUCAAUGAGACAUGGGAGGAGAAGCUGAGACGGACAGAAGCCCUGAGGCUGGAGCGGGAAGCACUUCUGGCCGAGAUGGGGGUGGCUCUGAGGGAGGAUGGCGGCACCGUUGGCGUAUUCUCUCCAAAAAAGACCCCGCAUUUGGUGAACCUCAAUGAGGACCCGCUGAUGUCCGAGUGCCUCCUGUACCACAUCAAGAAUGGUGUGACCAGGGUGGGCCAGGUGGAUGUGGACAUCAAGCUGUCGGGGCCAUUCAUCCAGGAGCAGCACUGCCUCUUCCGCAGUUGCCCCGACCCCUCGGGGGAAGUUGUGGUAACCCUGGAGCCGUGUGAGGGUGCUGAGACGUACGUCAACGGGAAGCAGGUGACGGAGCCGGUGGUGCUCAAGUCGGGCCACCGCCUCAUUUUGGGGAAGAACCACGUGUUCCGCUUCACACACCCGGAGCAGGCGCGGCGGGAGCGGGAACGGGGGGCGUCCCCCGGGCCUCCCCCAGACUGGAACCUGGCGCAGCGGGAGCUGCUGGAGCAGCAAGGCAUCGACAUGCGCCUCCAGAGGCUCCAGGACCUGGAGAACCAGCCCCAGCUGGAGAAGGAAGUGUCAGAGCAGCCCCAGCCCCCCGCUGCUGAUGACCCCCCGUGCUACGAGGCUGGCUGGCGCCUGAUCUCGUCCCUGCGCCAGGCGCUGCCGGCGCCCGCUGUGCGGUCGGUGCUCCGCCGGGCCGGGCUCCCACUGCCGGCACCAGGCAAGCGCCGAGAGCCGCUGCGCGUUUACCAGAUCCCGCAGCGCCGCCGGGGAUCCCCAACCCCGUCCUCCCCGUCCUCCCAGUCCCCAUGGGUGACCAUGGCCGACCUGAAGGCUCAGGCUGUGCGGGAGCUGAGCCUCGAGGUCGCCCUGCGGGAGCCACGGCCGGCGCGGCGGGAGCUGGAGGCGCUGAGCCUGGCACGGCUGCGGGAGCUGUGCCGGCGCCACGGCAAGCGCGAGCCCACCGAGCGUGACGGCUGGCGAGCGGUGGCCAGGGACGUGUGGGAUGCUGUGGGCGGUGGCGAGGAGGAUGAAGGUGGCGGUGGCCACAGCGGCGAGCAGGUGAACGAGGUGGAGGGGCUGCGGCUGCACCUGGACAGGCUGGCGGGGAUCCUGCGGGAGGUGAAGCGGCAGAACAGCGCCAAGGACGAGCAGAUUCGGGCCCUUCGCGACCGAGUAGGGCAGAUGGAGCGCGUCAUCCCGUUGCCACCGGACGAUGGGGACGAGGCUGAGCCGCCCCCCCAAGAACCUUCCCAAGAACGCUCCCCGGACCUCCCGCAGCCCAGCACAGACGGGGGCUCCCCGCCCCCUUCGCCCCCGUCGGCGGCGGCGGCGCGACUGUGCCGGCUCAUGGAGCAGGACCCGGCGUUCCGGCGGGGGCGGCUGCGCUGGCUGCGCCAGGAGCAGGCCCGGCUCAUGGCGGGGAGCGGCCCGCAGCCCCCUCAGAACCCCCGCCGACCCCCGCGCUUCCACCCGGCUGCCCAGGACUCAAAGCUGCGUUUCCCCUUCAAGAGCAACCCCCAGCACCGCCUGGCUUGGGGGGCCGGGGGGGACUCCCCCCAAGCCGAAAACACCCCCCCACUGCCGCCCCCUCCCUCGGGGCGUCCCCGCCGGGGAUCCCUGGACGGGGGAUCCCCUUCCCCCGCCGCCGGCACGCCCCCGCUCCGUGUCCGCCGCCAGCGCUCGGCUCCCGACCUGAAAGCGCGGGGCCCCAUCCCGUAACGGGUGUGGGAUUUUGGGGACACGCCCCUCCCCAAAUGGACAAUCAUGGCCUCCCCUCCCCACGAUCGGGGGGCUCUCCUUGUCGGGGGGGCCCCCAGCUGCUGUCACACUGCCCCACCCCCUUCCCCGCGUGUGUGUGUCUGUGGGAGGAGUCCACGGUCGGGAGGACUCCCCUUCCUACAGGGGAGCCCCUAAUUAAUGGCGAUCCCCCUAAUUAAAAUGAAGCGCCUUA